This is a messenger RNA of Mercurialis annua (annual mercury), 1443 nucleotides long. Its product is annotated as CAAX prenyl protease 2. The transcript is spliced from 8 exons. NCBI's taxonomy places the organism in Eukaryota, Viridiplantae, Streptophyta, Magnoliopsida, Malpighiales, Euphorbiaceae. Gene Ontology annotation, cellular component: endoplasmic reticulum membrane. Gene Ontology annotation, molecular function: metalloendopeptidase activity. Gene Ontology annotation, biological process: CAAX-box protein processing. Bases 165 to 1103 code for a protein of 312 amino acids. The record is from RefSeq and is a predicted model, not a curated record.
AACCUCUCAAUUAAGAAAGGAAUCUCCAGUCAACCCUAUGAAACCACCGUAGUCAAACAACAAAAAACACCUCCAAAACAGACAUAGAAACGGCGCAGCCACCGCGAAACGCAACCGCUACUCCGACUGUCAAUCUUCUAGGGCUACGGAAUCCAGAAGAGCCAAUGGAGCAAGAAACCGGCUCAGGCAUGGAAAAACAGGUAGCGGCGAUGGCUUGUGCCGCCAUGACUUUCUUUUACGUGGCGAUUCUCUACGCUCCAACUUUGAUCUUACGCCUCCCUCCUCCCAACUCUCUCAAACAAUUCAUGAUCCGCCGCUUCAUCUGCGCCUCCAUUUCUUCUGUUGUUUCUCUUAUUUUAUGCGCCUUUAUUCUACCAAUAACAAGCAGGGAGAUGUCUUAUUUGUUCGUUUACGGCAUCCGGUUGGACCAUUUUUGGCAAGCUGUGGUCUUUCCUCUUUUCUUGACUUCGUUAAUGUAUGCUGGAUCUUUUGCCCUCAAGCUGUUUUUAUUGGUGGAUUCGUGGAAGGAGCAUGUGAGUGAAGGCAGAAGCCUUGCAGCUGGCUGUUUUAAUAAUCUCCUGCAGAAUUUCACUGCCGGGAUCUCUUCCAUUGCUUCUGAUGUUUUGGCUUGGCGUAAUUAUGUGGUGGCUCCAUUCACAGAGGAAUUGGUGUUUAGAGCAUGUAUGAUACCUCUACUUCUAUGUGGAGGAUUCAAGAUCUCCAGCAUCAUUUUUCUCUGUCCUGUUCUUUUCAGCUUGGCACAUUUGAAUCAUUGGAUGGAGAUCUAUAUCAGGCAUAACAGCUUACUUAAGGCCACCAUGGUUGUUGGUCUGCAGCUUGGCUAUACUGUGAUUUUUGGUUCCUAUGCUUCUUUUCUUUACAUUCGAACAGGACAUCUACUAGCUCCAUUAGCAGCUCAUGUAUUUUGCAACAUUAUGGGAUUGCCUGUGAUGUUUGCAAGGAGAUCAGGGAUGAUAAGCUUGGCAUUUGUUGCUGGAGCUGCAAUGUUCCUUUGGCUUCUAUUUCCAAUAACACGCCCCGAUCUGUACAAUGAUAGAACAAACAAUUGUAGAUGUUGGCAUGGAUAUUGUUCCUGGAACUAAUCAUGCUGCAUUUUGGGAGAUCACUACACUUGUUCCUUUCAACUGCUAAUUUCAAGUGCUUAAGAGGUGGUUUAUUUUGCACUUCUGCUUAUUCCCUUGCUCUCAAGUUUGAGAGACCAGACAAGGGCUACACCAAACAAGGGUUAUAGAAACAGAAAUGUGACUAGGCAUAUAGACAAGGGUUAAAUCUGUCAGUUUAGUUGAUUUUUCUAGUUUGUUUGUUUUGGUUUUUUAGUUCACUCUUGGUUUGGUUCAGUUAAUUCUUUUGUAAUUUCAAAUAAGCUGAAUCAAUUUGAAUUUGUUGGUUUGAUUCGAUUAUUCAGUUUAGUUCGAUUUUUCA